AUGAAGUCAUCUUGGGGUCUUUUUGCUGUCGUCCAGUUGCUUACCACCAAGCUUUUGGUAGCUGGUGCGCAGGACAGGACGCAGCAUGUAAAUCUCUUCAUUGGCACCGAGGGCCCAGAUCCGGGCACAUCAUAUAACUCUGGAAAUGUCUUUCCUGGAGCCAGUCUGCCUUUUGGUGCAGUCAAGGUUGGGAUUGAUACUGCCGAGUUGAAUGUCUCGUUUACUGCGAACGGCGGCUACACCCCAGACUCGAAUGUCACUGCCAUCACGAUGUUACACGAAAGCGGCACUGGCGGAGCACCAACCUACGGACUCAUACCUCAGAUGCCACUCGCCAGCCUUCAAGACGUCAAUGUACUAGACAAUCUGACAUACAUGCAACCGAGGACCUCCCCGGACGUGGCUGAGGUUGGAUACUAUAAGACUCAGUUACAAAACGGCGUUACUGCUGAAAUGAGUGCUGCUAUGCAUGCUGGAAUAAUCAAAUACACAUACCCUGAAAACGCAGAUGGGCACUACGUUUUAGUAGACGUUAGCCAUUAUCUUCCAAGCACUGGAGAUAAAGGUCAAUUUUAUAGCAAUGGAAGAAUUGAGCGCAGCAACGACGGUACAUCUUAUUCGGGCUAUGGCGUAUAUCGAGGGGGUUGGUCCUCUGGGGGUGAUUAUCGAGUAUACUUUUGUGCCCAGUUCGAUUCUACCCCGUCACAAUCUCAGCUCUUUUCCGGGAGAGCAACAGAUCCAUACUGGCCAAGCACAACGAAUUCCACGGCGACUUUUACCAACGAGAUCAGCAUCGAUGGUGGAGUCGUAGGAUAUCAAUAUGCUGAUAGGGUCGGGGCUUUAUUUGAAUUCCCGUCCAAUAUCACGACAGUUCAAUCCAAAGUUGGUGUAUCAUGGGUCUCGACAGAUAAGGCGUGUCUAUUCCUCGACGAAAUUCCGCACUGGAAUUUAGAACAUGUUCGAGAUGCCGCCAAGAACAAAUGGAACUCGGACGUCUUCUCCAAGAUAAAUGUCACGUCAACGAACCAUACCGAAUUGGAAAUGUUCUACACUGCCAUGUAUCAUGCUCACUUACUUCCUUCGAACAGAACUGGAGAUAAUCCAUACUGGGAAUCGGAUGAACCGUAUUAUGACGAUUUCUACACCAUCUGGGAUACAUUCAGAUGCCUCCAUUCCCUCUAUGUGCUAAUUCAACCCAAGACGCAAAUCGAGAUUGUUAGAGCUCUAAUAGGUAUAUGGCGAUUCGAAGGGUUUAUGCCGGAUGGACGAAGUCACAACUUUAACGGGCGAGUACAAGGCGGCUCUAACGCCGACAAUGUACUCGCCGAUUCUUACGUGAAGGGCCUUCGAGGCGGUAUCAAUUGGACAGAUGGUUACGCGGCCAUGAAGAGCGAUGCAGAUGACCUACCUUACAACAAUUUUGACCCUGAGGAUUUGACUGGAAGUACGAAGGAAGGUCGAGGCGCGCUUCGGGACUGGAGGCAGUACGGAUACGUAACUCCCAACUUUGGACGAUCUCUGAGUAAGACCGUUGAAUAUUCAUUAAACGACUUUUCGGUGUAUCAGGUUGCUCGGGGAGAAGCACCAGACGACGCUGCGAAAUACCUCAAUGGUUCUGCGGGCUGGCAGAGGACCUGGGCCACAAACGUAACCUCGCUAAACUUCACCGGUUUUUUGGCGCCUACGUGGCCGAAUGGUAGCUAUCAAGAGUAUGAUCCAAUAUCAUGCGGCUUCUGCGAAUGGAGUAGUAUAACCUACGAGGGCGUUCCAUGGGAAUACUCUUGGACUGUUCCGUUUGACAUGGAGUCGUUGAUCUCCCUAAUGGGAGGGCCAACAAAGGCGGAGUCAAGAUUAGACACUAUGUUCGUACCGGGUCUUGCAGGAUCAAAUGUAGGCGGCAAUGGCGCGGGCACGACUAUCUAUAAUCCAGGCAAUGAGCCCAGCUUCAUGACACCGUUUUUGUACAACUACUUCCCAAAGCGGCAGCAUAAAUCAGUCCAGCGGUCACGGGAGGUCGUCGAUCAAUUCUACCACACGGGACCAUCGGGAAUCCCGGGAAACGAUGACGCUGGUGCGAUGAGCAGUUGGCUGAUAUGGAAUUUAAUUGGCCUCUACCCAGUUGUCACGCAACCAGUAUAUCUGAUCCUUUCUCCCCGGUUCGAUAAUAUCAGUGUAAGUGUUGGGGAGUCCGGCACCUUUCUAAGCAUUAAGGCUACGGGGUUAAUGGAAGGGCCGUAUAUUCAGAGCUUGAAAGUUAAUGGACAGGCAUGGAACCGAAGUUGGGUUAGUCACGAAGAUAUCGUCCGACCAGACGGAGAGGAUAGUGUCUUGGAAUUUCAACUUGGCGCGAAAAAAACUGCGUGGGAUUAUGGUGAUGUGCCACCUAGUCCAGGGCAUUAUAAAAUGUUUUAA
Daldinia caldariorum is the source of this 2412-nucleotide messenger RNA. RefSeq names its product glycoside hydrolase family 92 protein. The transcript has 6 exons. Gene Ontology annotation, cellular component: cytosol; nucleus. Bases 1 to 2412 code for a protein of 803 amino acids. Lineage: Eukaryota; Fungi; Ascomycota; Sordariomycetes; Xylariales; Hypoxylaceae. The record is from RefSeq and is a predicted model, not a curated record. Gene Ontology annotation, biological process: protein deglycosylation; protein quality control for misfolded or incompletely synthesized proteins; glycoprotein catabolic process. Gene Ontology annotation, molecular function: peptide-N4-(N-acetyl-beta-glucosaminyl)asparagine amidase activity; carbohydrate binding.